Biomphalaria glabrata is the source of this 8093-nucleotide messenger RNA. RefSeq lists its product as uncharacterized. The record is from RefSeq and is a predicted model, not a curated record. Bases 1446 to 3767 code for a protein of 773 amino acids. NCBI's taxonomy places the organism in Eukaryota, Metazoa, Mollusca, Gastropoda, Planorbidae. Gene Ontology annotation, cellular component: membrane. Gene Ontology annotation, molecular function: G protein-coupled receptor activity. Gene Ontology annotation, biological process: G protein-coupled receptor signaling pathway. The transcript is spliced from 4 exons.
AGAGUCUAUAGGAUUCCAUCUGUCUCUAUCUGUCUGUCUAACGACUGUCUGUCUGUCUGUGUUAAAAGUUUACGACAAGAACAUCAUAUUUCUUAUAUAUGUCAGAAUGCUUAGAAAGACACGAAGAAAAGGGCACAUUUCUUAUUCGAUAUGCUAGGACAAACUUUUGCAAGUCACUGAUUGACAUGCAUGACUAGAUUGAGAUAUAAAAUGAGUAGGACGUAAUUAUCUUCUCUUUUGAAGUAACGUCUGUAAUCUAAAAGAUAAGAUAAAUGUUAAGAUAAUGGAUAAGACAUACUGAAAAAAAAAAUCACCAAAAAAAAAUAAAUGAAAGUGGUGUAGAUGAGUUAGAUGCGCACCAUGAGAUUGAAUUAGAGAUGGAGCAUAGUUCAAAAUAUAUCUACAAAUAAUAAUUGGGUUAUUGUCGACGACAUUCAGAACAACUGUCGCGGAGGAGAUCAAUCGUGUGCCAAACUUUCUCUCUCUCACUCACACAUUGUCCCCUCCUCCCACUCUCUCUCUCUCUCUCUCUCUCUCUCUCUUUCUCACUCUCUGUCUCUCUGACACUUUUUUACUCUAUUAUCUUUAAGACAUCGUUUCUUUUUCCUCCUCUCUCUUUCUCUCUCUCUCUCUCUCUCUCAAUUUCUCACACAAACUUUCUCUCACACACGCUUUCUCUCUCACUUUCUCUCUCUUUUUUUCUCUCUCACACAACUUUUUCUCACACACGCUUUUUAUCUCACUUUCUUACACAUACUUUCUCUUUAUCACCCUCACUUUCUCUCUCUCCUCUUUCUCUAUCUUUUAAGGGAACAGGUACACACACAUACUGACAGAGAGAGAGAGAGAGAGAGAGAGAGGAGAGAAAGAGAUAGAGAAAGAAAGACAGAGAGAGCGAGAGAUAGACCGACAGAGAUUAUAAACAUGUAGGUGUAGGUCCACUUUCUAGUUGUGAUUAAGUUUUGCCAUAAAUAGACCUCCAACUUUUGUUGACAUUCUUAACGAUGUUUCUUUUUCUUUCUUUUGGUUUCGCUCUGUAAACGUGUCCUAUUGAUAAAAAGGUCACGGCCACAUUCAAACCAGUACAUCUUUGUGUGUGUUAUUAUUUCAUGCAGUACUUCAUUAUUCUCUCACUAUAAGCUGCUCGUUCUCUUUCCACGGAUUUACUGUGUACCAUUCACUGGUUUCAAGGUCAAAUGUGAGAAAGACGAACAAGCCGUUCAAGUGACUUAAACAGCUGCUGUUUUAACAUCUUUGACAUCAAAUACGCAUCAACAAGACAUCAACUAGACAUCUGUGUCCCUCACUGAUGUCAUCUGGUGAUAGUGGAAAUCACAUCACCAUCAUCAGAAUGCCCAUCCUUGGUCUCACCAAUGAUGUCUCAUAACUCUCUGCGAUGUCUUCUCGCCUGGUACUAGAGCGCACAACGGCUUAACAACGAGAUCAUGGCGGAGACUGGAGGGCAUCUCGCUUCAAAGUUCAGCAUCCUCCAAGCUGCCUUAAACGCCAAUGCCACAUCUUCUGCCAAGCAGACGGCCAACGUGUCCCAGGAAGAGAGGAUGAGAUACCUGGAAGAACUGCAGGAGGUGACCUCUCAGAUCAUGAUUCCGGCCAUGGUGUUUCUGCUGCUACUUGCGGUCACCGGGCUUGUUGGUAAUAGCCUUGUUUUGUUUGUCUACUCGCAAAGAUUUAUUCGGACGUCUACCAGAGUAUACAUACUUGUCAUUGCAGCGCUGGACAUAAUAGCCAACGUCAUUGGAAUACCAGGCGAGAUCUACGAUAUGUUCCACAUCUGGGACUUUGAUAACCGCGAACUGUGCAGGGCAAGACUUUUCUUCAACUCUUUCAGCACAUUGAGCUCAGCGAUGGUUUUGUUGGCAGUGGCUGUCACCAGAUACAGGAAAGUGUGUGCUCCAUAUGGUUGGCAGACAACUGUAAAACAAUCCAGGAUCAUCAGUCUUAUACUGGUAUGCCUCGGGGUGCUGUUCUCAGUACCCUACGUCAUCAUCAGUGGGAAGCAGACCAAGAAAACGGACAGGCCUGACGUCACUGGCUUUGAGUGCACAGUGGACGACGACUUUGCGGAUACCAUUUGGCCAUUGUUGAACAAUGGCUUUUUCCUGCUUCUGUAUAUUUCCUGCUCAAUUCCUCUUAUUGUACUGUACAUUAAAAUAGGAGUUCAAGCCUGGAAGCACAGUACCGUCCACGGAUCAUCAUCCGCUGCUGGACAGCGGUCACAUCCAGCCAAUUCCAGCUCCAUGGAUAAUCAAGAAGUUCUAAGCAGCAGCUGCUCCGUCAAGUCAAAAAAGAGCAUCAAGAACAAGAAAUCUAGAGCGGCGCCAAGUAGCGGAAGUGAGGAUGCGUCCAGUGUGGCCGGAGAACUUUCCGAGACUUGCUUUCAUCGAACGGGAAGUUCCGAUAAGUACGUGGUGCGCAUUCUUGAAGACUCGGUUGAGAUCACAACCCCAAUGAUGGGACAGUUUAUUGUGCAGCUUAAGAAAGCAUCUGAUGUCGGGGAAGUUGAGACCCUCGUCGGCAAUGAAAUGGAAACUAAUAGCAUUCACAGCAAAGCUGAAGAUUCUAAAACUAAACAAUUACUUUGCCCAAACUUCUCGAAUCCGGCUGUUUCAGGGUUUGAGAACCAGUGUUUUACACAAGACGAAGCUGCUGUAGGUGUUUCCGACAACAGAGAUCAACACUUGGGUGAUUUAUAUCCUUACAAAUCUAAGCCGAACCACAAUGUCUUGAACAAAGAGAUUUCUGAAGUUUCAUUUCAUCAUGGCGAUGGUCAUACCCAAACAUUGGGCAGUGUUAAUUUAACCCAAUGUAGCAAUAAACAACCGCUAUUGACUCAACUGUCCGACAGCUCUAAAAGCUCUGCUGAGACAACAGCAGCUAGUGCUGAUACUGAUAAUGGACUAUGUGGUCAGUUAGAUUCUACUGACCAGAACAAAGAUCACGAGCAUCUCGCAGAACAAGAACAACGUGAAAAUGAAACGUCACAGAGUCCGACCAAGUUUGACGCCACUAAUGUAACUUCCCCACGCCAAGACGAUCCCACUUCGUCUCUGAGAUGGGUGGACAUUGUCUUCUGUCCUCAAACCCAGGAAGACGUACCUGGUCAAAACAACCACAGGCCCCAACCACGCAGAGCCUCCACUGCGCCACUUUCUUUUCGCAUGUCUCCUAGCAACGCUUUGCUUCAGAGAACCGAGUGGCUUAGAAAUCUCAUCUCAGUGGCUCUGGCCAGGAAAAAAGACCGGAAACGCGAGGAGGUCUUCGUCUGCGACGAGACCGUCUUGAGUGUGAAAAUCCCACAGACAUUUCCGAUAGAGACAGACGUGGAUGAAGAUGUCUUUGCAAAGUCAUUCUCGUCCCAAGAAAUCAAAACUCCUACUCGAAAAUCUGGAGACCUAACAUCCCGGUUAAAAUCGGUUUUAUCCCUCAGAAAACACUGGCGAAAAUUUUCUUCUCAAAUGUCCAGCCAAUCUAAACGGCGCCCUCUAGGGAGGACCACCGCCAUGCUGAUCAUCAUUAGCGCUGUAUUCGUAGCGGGGUUCAUCCCUUAUUUAAUUCUCAUCUUUUUCAAACUCGCCGCCCCGGGGAGCUACGCCAGUAUGACAUUCACGGAGCACUCCAUCUACAACCUGUUUCUGAGGACUUACUUCAUCAACUGUGCUGUCAACCCCAUCAUCUACAGCUUUUGUGAUAACAAUUUUAGGCGGGAAUGUAUAAAGCUGAUGAAAUGUUCAAAACUCAGACAAUAAACUCGUUUCCCUCACCAUCUUAUCUUAUACUAUGGACUCUCAACUCACAAACACUCGGUCACUAUCUUAUCUUAUACUACGGACUCUAACCUCACAAACAUUUGGCUAUGCAAAAUACAGACAGCGCACGUCUCUAUGUUAAGAAUGGCGCGAACAUAGACUUAUAGGACUGGAAACCGGAAACAAACUCUUAUCCGCGAUUGAUUGAUUCACAGACCUCUCUCUCUCUAUUUUUUUUAUUUACGUAACUCUUUUUAAAGUUCUAAGAAAAGUAUUGAUCUUUAGUUUUCAAAGUUUAGAAAAAAAAUGCAAAAUCAUUUCUCGGAUUUUCUUUAGAAUUAUCUAUUAAUCACAGAACUAUAUAUUCACGCUAACAUAUGAAACAUAGCCAUUUCCUGUUAGUUUCCAUUGAGAUAAUGUUUCAAAAAUCCUAGAUCGAAAUAAUUCAUGUCUGUUGAUUUUAAUCAUCUUAUGUACAUUAAAUUGCUGGAUUAUCUAGAUCUUUCUAGAUUAUGUAUCUACAAAUUGCAAAAUAAUAAUUAUGAGACGAGAGUGCUCUUAUUUUUAUGUUCAAUUACUAGAUCUAGAUCUAAAAAUUUAAUUAUAUGUUACAUAGGUUAGGGUUGAAAAAAAAAGACUUUACUUCUUAUAACUACUUUACAAAACAACGCCUUGUUUCAACUUUAAAAAAAAAAGUUCACGACAUUUUCGUAGUUUAAAAAAAUCUCCGUGUCCAGUCUAGAUACAAUAUAGAUAUCUAUAGAGUAUAUGUCUAUGGGCGCGAAUUUUAGAAUAGAGUAGUCUCACAGACCUAUAUAUAUUAUAUGAAGACUGGAAAACGGCAACAAAUUCUUAUUCGCGAUUGAUCAACUCACAGACCUAUAUAUAUAUAGAUUGUUACCUGUUAAUCACAGAACUUUAUAUUCACGCAAAUUCAUGAAAUAAAGCCAUUUCCUCUUAGUUUCCAUUAAGAUAAUGUUUCAAGAAUCCUAAAUUGAAAUAAUUCACGUCUAUUGAUUUUAGUCCUCUUAUGUACAUGUAUACAUAGAUUGAUUUUGUUUUUAUGAAUCUAAAAAUUGCAAAAUAAUAAUUAUGAGACGAGAGUGCUCUUAUUUUCGAUGUUAAAUUGCUAGAUCUAGAUCUAAACAUUAAAUUAUAUGUUUUGUAGGUUAGGGUUGAACCCCCCCCCCCCCCACUUUACUUUGGAUAUUCGCAUUGCAAAUUAACGCCUUGUUUCAUCUUUUUAAAAAGUUUUUCACGACAUUGUUUGUGGUGUUAAAAGAUCUGCAUGUCCAGUCUAGAUCUAAUAUAUAUAUAUAUAUAUAGGUAUGUGAGUAGUCUAUUAACUUGUUUGUGUGUCGAUAUUAAUCCCAUUCUUAAAUGAACGCUUGGAGUUCUCUGAAUAUAUUUCUCGAAGAGAAUUGCUUAGUUGAAGACAGACCUCAGAUUGACUUUGCUAAGAGCCACGGUAGCACCACGUGACUUUGUUAGCAAAUGACACAAAGAAUAAGUCGAAAAGCUUAGAAUUAUUCGACAGGCAAACUUCUUAGUUUUCAAAACUCUUACCUUCUCCUAAUGCUACGUUAGAUCAACGCAUGUCGUAACGUAUACAUGCAUGUAAUAGCUUGACUAGAUCAAUGCAAACAUUUCAUACACUUUACAUUCUUCCAUUUUUUUGAAAGGUUACUUUUUAUUUCAGAAGGCGCGGUGGUGGAGUGGUAAAACGCUUGGCUUCCCUACCGGUGGGUUCGAAUCUUGCCGAAGACUGCGACUUUGAAUUUCGGGAUCUUUAGUGCGCCUCUUAGUCCACCCAACUUUAAUGGUGUGUACCUAACAUUUUCUGGGUAGAAAUAAAGGCAGUUAGUCGUUGUGCUGGCCACAUGACACCCUCGUCAACCAUUGGCCACAGAAUAAGAUGACCUUUACAUUAUCUGCCCUAUAGAUCGCAAGGUCGGAGGGGCGAACUUUACUUUUACUUUACAUAAAAAAAAUCUGAAACUUGCCUAAACGAAAGCCCUUGUUGAAGACAUGCGCAGAAGACGAAAAGAAAACUUAAAGAAACCGCCAGCAGACAACGGCUUGGUCUGCAUGAGAUGCGGGAAAAUAAGCAGCUCGCAACCGGGUUUGAGUAGUCAUGUGAAACACUGCGCUCAUCCUUGAUCUUCGGAAUCGAAGUCAUUGCCUUUAUAAUAAUAAAAAGGUUUGUCUUCCAGUCCGAAGAUUAAGAAGGAGUACAGUAUUUCAUGUGGCUAAGCAGUCCUACACUUGAUCUAGAUAUUUUGCAACAUCCAGCGCAGACCUAACCGUUGUCUGCCGGUGCCCGGUUUCGGUUUUACGACAAACCAUUAAAACUAUUUCAUUGAUUUAUAUAGUAUAUUAGUAGUAUUAGUAACAUUCUAAGUGCAGCGAUACCCAACUUACAUAAUAUCUGGUCCGUCACGUCAAUGCUUUGAAACGAUGCGGCCCGUAAAACGCGUGUUGAAGAUAUAUUUGACCCCGCGACGAAAAAGGUUUGCAACCACUGGUUUAUUGCACAAUGCAGCCCUUUUGGACUUGUCUCACAAUACGACAGCUGUUAAUACAUGAACUUGUCUUAGAAAUGAAGUUAGUAGUUGAUUUUAAUAUGUACUUCAUUUGUUUUACAGGAGGGGGGUGAUGGCUGAAGGGUAAAGCGCUUUGAUUCCGAAAUGAAGUUUCGAAUCCCACUGAAAACCAUGAGUUUGAAUUUUGGAAUUUUCAUUACUCCCCCAAGUCGAUCGAACUGUAAUGGCUACAUUUCAAUAGUAGAGAAAUGGUUUGUUUGUUGUUGUGCUGGCUACAUGCCGCCAAUCAUAAAAACAUAAUUUGUUAGACAAAUGUGUAGAUGUCCCUGAUAUACGCAGGGGAAGUAAAAGCGGCUGGUCGUUGAAAUAACCAAAUGACACCCUCGUUAACCGUUGUCCAUAGAAACAGAUAAGCUUUACAUAUCCUUCGCCCCUCCACCCAUGGGUCAUUAGGUCUAAAAAUGGUACUUAAAUAGAAAUGGAUAAAUCAUAAUCUUUUAACCCACGCUAACUAGUCUUGAAAAAGCCUAGCCCUCUAGUACUCUACACGGAAAAAAUUGGCGCCGAAGUGUCCUUUCAGAGAAGAAAUUUUUAACAGAACAGAUCCGACAAUUUUAUUUUUUUUCAAUUAAGAAAAUUUUAUUUUUAGUGAUUAAAAAAUUGCGUUGAAACAUAACAAACCACUAAAAAUGAAAUAUAAAUCCCUAGACACAAACACAUACAAAUAUUAUGUACAGCUACAAACCACAGCCGACCGGGACUCUUCCAUUCGUCAAGUGUAACCCUAUGUAGUAAUGUUUAUGUACCUUCAACCUGACUAUAUCAAUUUACAUGUAUUUCUUAUGUACUUUGUAUUUAUAUUGAUUUAUGUGAAAUUUAUAUAUUUAUAUUUUCAUAUUGCAAAUACAUUUAUAUUGUAACAUAAUAACAUUGUAUACAAAACAAUAAUAGUCCCAUAAGAUAUUAUUUUCAAAGACCAUAACGCCAUAGCAAAAUAUUGUGUGGCGAUUCUAUAGCUGGAGAGAGAUGGUGACGGAGACAGCUAUGGACAGAGAAAAAGCAAUGACCUCUGCUCUAUGACCUCUGCUCUAUGACCUCUGCUCUGGAAGAAAAGCGAGCCAAAAGAAAAAUGGAUGGUUCCUCUCAACGGCGUCACUAGGGCCGGUGUCACCCGGUGCGGUUAGCUCAGGGUGUCACCCCUCCGCUCUUAUAUACAUCAAUUCCCCCCCCCCCCCCUUUUUCCAUGCAAAAAAAAUUAAAGUUGUUUUGUUCUUUUGUUGAACUAAAGCACAGAGAUAAUUACCAACAUUCAUUGCAUGUGUCUGACAAGUGUAAAAGGAUUGUCACUUCAUGUCCAUAGAACAUAACGAGAAUUAUUUAUAUCUAGUUCCGUCUAUUAAACAUACAGAAUUUUUAUUUGGGUAUCUAGCUUCAGUCACUUAUUUAUUUUCAAGUUGCCUGCUUUAAAAAAAAGUUUAUCUAUCUGGGUGUCACCCCCCCCCCCACCCCUGAUGGGUGUCCGCACCCCCUAGUGACGCCACUGGUUUCAUCUACUACCAAAGCUAAUACCACCUUUUUCUCCCCGCACUGUAUGUGGACGGGGAGGAUACAGUCACACGAAUCAAUGCUCCAUGAGAGGUACAACAGUCAUUGCUCAACUGAAAGGGGCCUUCAACAAAUUAUAAGAACUAAAUUAUACAGCUGCGCCUGAAUAAAGUGACUGAUCUAGAAGUGUUGCGUAUUUUCGAAGCAUUUGUAAAUAAUAAAAGUAGGUCUACAAUCA